GAGAGAGGCCAGCGCCGCGCGGCUGCCGCGGCCCCCGCGGGGAUCCUGGUGAUGCACCAUGCCGAUAGUUGAUAAGCUGCGGGAAGCCCUGAAGCCUGGCCGGAAGGAGCCGGCCGGCGAUGGGGAGCUGGCCAGGCUGCUGGCCACCUCCGCCAGGAAGGUCCUGCUGCAGAGGAUCGAGUUUGAGCCGGCCGCCCGGAGCUUCUCCUACCAGCUGGACUCCCUGAAGAGCAAGUAUGUGUUACUGAACGCCAGGACCGAGGGAGACGGCCGCCCCAAGAGUGGAGAGGAGCCCCCAGCCGGGAGAGCCGGCAGCGAGCAUGUGUUUGAGGAUGGCAGUGACGGGGUGCCAGCCCCCCAGAAAGUGCUCUUCCCCACGGAGCGGCUGUCCUUGCGGUGGGAGCGCGUCUUCCGCGUGGGCGCCGGCCUGCACAACCUGGGCAACACCUGCUUCCUGAACUCCACCGUGCAGUGCUUGACCUACACGCCGCCGCUGGCCAACUACCUGCUCUCCCAGGAGCAUGCGCGCAGCUGCCACCAGGGCGGCUUCUGCAUGCUGUGUGUCAUGCAGAACCACAUCGUGCAGGCCUUCGCCAACAGCGGCAACGCCAUCAAGCCCGUCUCCUUCAUCCGAGACCUGAAAAAGAUUGCCCGGCACUUCCGCUUCGGGAACCAGGAGGAUGCGCACGAGUUUCUCCGCUACACCAUUGAUGCCAUGCAGAAAGCCUGCUUGAAUGGCUGUGCCAAACUGGACCGUCAAACCCAGGCCACCACCUUGGUCCACCAGAUCUUCGGCGGGUAUCUGAGAUCGCGAGUGAAGUGCUCGCAGUGCAAGAGCGUCUCGGACACCUAUGACCCCUACCUGGACAUAGCGCUGGAGAUUCGGCAAGCUGCAAAUAUUGUGCGGGCUCUGGAGCUCUUUGUGAAGCCGGAUGUCCUGAGUGGAGAGAAUGCCUACAUGUGCGCCAAGUGCAAGAGGAAGGUGCCGGCCAGCAAGCGUUUCAGCAUCCACAGGACGUCCAACGUGCUCACGCUCUCUCUGAAGCGCUUCGCCAACUCCAGCGGCGGCAAGAUCACCAAGGAUGUCGGCUACCCAGAGUUCCUGAACAUCCGUCCCUACAUGUCCCAGAGUAGCGGCGAGCCUGUCACCUAUGGGCUCUAUGCUGUCCUGGUCCACUCAGGCUACAGCUGCCAUGCAGGCCACUACUACUGCUACGUGAAGGCAAGCAAUGGACAGUGGUACCAGAUGAAUGACUCCCUGGUGCAUUCCAGCAACGUCAAGGUGGCCCUCAACCAGCAGGCCUACGUGCUCUUCUACCUGCGAAUCCCCAGCUCUAAGAGAAGUCCUGAGGGCCCCAUCUCCCGCACAAGCUCCGCCUUCCCUGGCCGCCCUGCUGGGACUCCAGACCCCUCCAGGAAGAGCUUGAGCCAUGGGACCAUGCACUCGCCGCUGCCAGGCAAGCGACAUGACUCUUUGCUGGGGAAGAAGCCGCAGGCUGCGGAAGAGCUGGGUGUGCCUGUCUCCCGGAAUGGCUCCAUUCUGGGCCUGAAGACGCCGAAUGGACAUGGCCCUCCGAAGCUGCCCCCGGGGACCCCGUCCCCCAGACUCCCCCAAACCCCCACGCACAUGCCCACUGUCCUCGAUGAGCCUGGGAAGGUGAAGAUGCCGGCCCCCCUGCAGGAUCCCUCCCCCUCCCCCAAAGCUUCUCAGGGCUUUCCUGGCACCAGCACCUCGAAUGGCAGCAAGUGUGGGGCCCCUGGAGGCCGCGGACAGGGCUCCUGGGACCGUGGAGUCACCGCCCUCUCUACCUCACCUGAGCUGGCUGAAGCCACUGCCAAUGGGCAUGGGCCCAAGAGGCGUGAUGGGUAUGCUGACCUCAGCAGUUGCAGCCCCAAGCGUUCCAGCAGCAGCGACUCUGCCCAGGCGCCCCAGACCCCGAAGAGCGGAGCUGCCCGCCUCUGUGACUCUCAGGAAACAAACUGUCCAGCCAGUGGCCACGCCAAAGUGCCAUCAGCUGGAGCGGACCCCAAGGUGGCAAGGCUCAAGUCCCCCGAGCCCGCCAGCACCACGUCUCCUCCGCCAGCCAAGAAGCCCGCCCUGUCUGCUGAGAAGGCCAGCUCCCUGCGGAGGGCGACCCGCAGUGAGCCGCGUUCACCUCUGCCCUCGCCAUUCUCCGACCUCACCUACCCCAUGACAGCCACUCCCCGGGCCAAGGCCUCCACCUGGCCUGUCAGCCAGCCCAGGGCCGUGUCUCCUGCUCCCCCGUCAUCCUGCCGCGCGAAGCCACCUGGCAGCCCGCACUCCACGUCGCUCCACAGCCCCCAGCCCCCACGGGGCUGCUCCCCCGCCUCCAGCUCCCUGCCUCAGGUCAACGGGGGCGCCGUGGCCCCUUCACACCAGCUGCUUGAGGCCACCAGAGCCCCCCAGAGCUCCUCCAAAAAGAGGAGAAGGACCUGCGGGGAGACCCUCGGGGGUUCAGGCCCAGACGCGCCGCUGACAAGGCCCCUCGAGGCGGAGGCUGCAGUGCCUCGCAGGAAGAAGAAAAGGAGAAAGAGAAAGCCACUUGAGGAUGCAAGCACAGCCAUCGGGCAGGCCAGGGUUCUGGAGGGCAGGGAGGGCCCGGCGGAGCUGCCAGCUAGUCCACUGGAAGCAGCGGGCACGAGGUCUGAGGUGAACGGCCAGCAGGGAGGACACGGCCUGGGUGGCCAGCGCAGCCGCAAGAGGAAGAAGAAGGAAGCAGAUCGGCCUGGCAGGGCAGACAGCCUCGCCCUGGGCACCCCCCAGCACAGCCACGGUGAGCCUGGGCCCAGGGCUGUGUCUCCCAGGAGGAAGAAGAGAAGGCAGGAGUCAGAGCAGGAGGCCGAAGAGGCGAAGCGUCCACAAGACCAGGGGGGUGCGCACCCCCGUGACACCACGGUCCCUGGGCGGAGCCAUUCCUUGGCACUCGUGAAUGGGCAACUUCCUGGGGACUCCACAGGCGCACCCCUGGGGCUGGGACAGGCUCCUCCGGUCUGUAGGAACAGAGAGGACAAACCCGACGCGCUGCAGGAGCUGCUGCGAUACUCUUCAGAUAAAGCUUACGGGAAGAAAGUGCUGACAUGGGACGGGGAAGUGUCCGCCGUCAGUAAGGAUGCUGCUGAAGACAGCCGGCUGGCGCGGGCCCGGAGCGUGCUCGACGACUGGGAUGAGCAGUUCGACCGUGGGAAGGAGAAGAAGGUGAAAAAGUUCAAGAGAGAGAAAAGGAAUUUCAACGCCUUCCAGAAACUUCAGAGCAGAUGGAACUUCUGGUCGGCGACACAUCCUGCCAAGGCUGCCAGCCUCAGCUAUCGCCGCUGACUUGGCCUCUGCCAGAGGAGGUCAGUAUGGAGGCGAGUGUGUGGACACUCAGGCCAGUCCCGGAGGGGCUGUGGGAGCUCGAGGUCUCCUCCGUGGGACCACUGUGCCCUGCCCGCAGCCUCCCGAGCCGGAGAAAGGAGACACUUCCGGUGGACUGGCCAUCUGGGUCUGAAGAGUGGCCGUCUGUGGCGUCUGCUGUCCGUUGCCUCCUGGCCGCCGCACAGCGCACCUGCUCCUGGGAACAGUGCUGGCACCGCUGCACAGGCAGCCCGAGUGGGAGGCCUGGCACCUGCUCGGCGCCGUGCGAGGAACCCCCAGGGUGGCGUUGAGCGAAGUGUGAGUGUGGAUCAUCGUGGUUGUGGACAGUGUCCUGGUCCGCUGAGAGCCCACAGGCCCUCCUGCGCUGCCUGGAGCCGCCUCCGUUCCUCCUCGCUUCCCUCCCAUCCCCGUUGGGGCCUGCACAUCUGCCUGUCUUACCCGUCUGCCUUCAGAGGAGGAGCUGGAGGCAACCCCGCCGCUGCCUCCCCUCCAGCCGCUGGGCGGCCCGUGCCAAGCUUCAGCUGCCUGUCCUGGCGUGGAACUCCAGACGGUUGGAGGGCACGUGGCCGCUGGUGGGGAGCCCCGCGACACUGACUCGCACGCUUAGCCAGGCUGCUUCUCCUGGGGUGACUGCUGGAGCUCCCCCCGCAGCCGCAGUGGGCCACGGCCUGUAGCAAGGCUGUGAUCUGGGCUAGAAUUUGCUGCCUGUUCGACUCCUUAAUAGAAAACAUUUACUUUGACCAGAUGCGUGGCUUCUAUUAGCAUCGUUUUCUUUCGCUGAUAUGCAAGUACUGGCUUUGCUCAAUUUUGUGAGUGCUUUUGGAUUAGGUGAUUGUUAACUCAAGGAGAGAACUUUUUUUAUCCUGCUCAAGCUGUGCCUGCAGACUUGUCAUUGAAUAAAUA
Molecule: messenger RNA, 4279 nt
Organism: Ochotona curzoniae (black-lipped pika)
Lineage: Eukaryota; Metazoa; Chordata; Mammalia; Lagomorpha; Ochotonidae
Gene: USP36
Product: ubiquitin specific peptidase 36
Exons: 19
Coding region: 59-3337 (1092 amino acids)
Biological process (GO): regulation of apoptotic process; protein deubiquitination
Cellular component (GO): nucleus; cytosol
Molecular function (GO): cysteine-type endopeptidase activity; cysteine-type deubiquitinase activity
Source: RefSeq, a predicted model, not a curated record